Messenger RNA from Poecilia latipinna (sailfin molly), 2542 nucleotides. RefSeq names its product cAMP responsive element modulator a (gene crema). Gene Ontology annotation, cellular component: nucleus; ATF4-CREB1 transcription factor complex. Lineage: Eukaryota; Metazoa; Chordata; Actinopteri; Cyprinodontiformes; Poeciliidae. The transcript has 8 exons. Gene Ontology annotation, biological process: regulation of transcription by RNA polymerase II. Gene Ontology annotation, molecular function: protein binding; DNA-binding transcription factor activity, RNA polymerase II-specific; cAMP response element binding. The record is from RefSeq and is a predicted model, not a curated record. The coding region runs from base 161 to 1219 and encodes 352 amino acids.
CCCUAGACGAUCUUCGAAGUUAAACUGACACGUCGAGCGACAUUUUCGGCACAGCGUCAUCAGCGCUGACGUUCGGGCUACGUGAGAGAAGGCGAGGCGCAGGCCGUCCACCCAUACUGUCAUUAGUGACGAGUCAGACUACGUAAAAACUUCGGUGACCAUGGAUUCAUCGGUGUCGUCUCAGCUGGAAAGCAGUUUAAAUGAUUCAGUGACAGAUGGAGAGAAGGAUCACGGAGAGGCCAACCAAUCUCCUGCAGACUCCAGUCAGGUUUUGUUGCAAACAGAGGCUGAAGCUGCUGUGGUCCAGCUGUCUGAUGGUCAGACCACGUCGGUUCCAGGAGUCAUCCAAGCCCCUCAGACCUCGGUGAUCCAGUCCCCACAGGUCCAGACUGUUCAGAUUGUUACAGUUGCUGAACUGGGGGAUGGCGGGUCGGUUGGGGACACGCAGAAAAGACGGGAGCUCCUCUCCAGGCGUCCGUCGUAUCGAAAAAUCUUAAAUGAGCUGUCGUCGGAUUCACCGUCGGUUCCUAAAAUCGAUGAGGAAAAGGGAGAGGACGAAGCAGCGGUCUCCAGCAGCUCCACGGAAUCAGUUCCCAACUCAAUCUACCAAACCAGCUCCGGACAGUACAGGCAGAGCGAUCCCACUGACCACCCCAGCAGUGGAAACCCUUCAGGGGGCCCAGACCCUGACGGUGACCGGCUCCCCGACCCCCCAGACCGGAGCCGCCGUCCUGCAGGCUGCAGACUCAUCACACCAGUUCUUCUUACAGGGAGGACAGGUGCUCAUCCAAGCUGCCACAGGAGACAUUCCGGCCUACCAGCUGCGUUCGCCCAACUCGGGCCUGGCUCAGAGCAUCGUGAUGGCUGCGUCUCCCAGCAGCAUGCAGAGCCCGUCGUCACACCACGCCGAGGAGAUCACCCGCAAGAGGGAGGUCAGGCUGAUGAAAAACAGGGAGGCAGCGCGCGAGUGCCGCAGGAAAAAGAAAGAAUACGUCAAAUGUCUGGAAAACCGCGUAGCUGUGCUGGAAAACCAAAACAAGACACUGAUCGAAGAGCUGAAAGCACUGAAGGACAUUUACUGUCACAAAGCCGAGUAGCAGGAGACAGUUCACAGACUGCUGCAACAUAUCAGAAAAGAAGGACUACAGAACAAAAAAUAAACUGCUUUAAUCGUCUUUGUUUCUUUGCUCACUCAGGCCUGACGUACGCCAAAUUAUAAAGUGUUGUGGAGAUUUCAGACAGCGCGAGCUUGCCAGUUUUGCUCUUGUUCUUAACCUGUGCUCUUUGCAUGUGGAGACUCCUGAGUGUCGUAAACUCUGCGCUUGCUGUGGCUGAUGUGCGCGAGGCGAGGCGAGGCCAGCCAACGAGGGCCGGUCAAACGGAGGGGGAGACAGGAAGAGGAGCCGCAGAUGCUUCCUGGAAGUCUACUGAGAAUUUUUACCAAAAAAAGAAAACAGCUGGAGGUGAUGGAGGUGGGAAGGGUCAGCCAGGUCUCACAACCAGCAACUGUUUUUUUUUCUGUUUGAGUUUUUUAUUUUUGUGGAACCUGGGUCAGAUGAGCAGGAGGCACCACAAGAUCCACCAGCAGCUUCGACUCAAAGCGUGUUUACCUGAAGAUGUGCUUCUGUUCUGAAAGCUUCUGUUUUUGGUUGUUGCAUCCUCAAAAGCACAAUUAGGGAGAUGUGAUGUCACUGAUUUCAUUAUUUCCGUCUUAAGAAAUGUUUCUCUUAAAAUUUAAAUGAAAAUAAAAGAGAAUUCAUUGUUUAUAAGCGAGACUUCAACACCUGAAUGUAAACCAUGUUAGUAAACAUCAAAAUAAAUUUAUUUUUCUCUGCUAAAGUGAAACGAAUAUAAAAUUGAAAUCAAAGCACAGAAAGUAACACAAUAUUUCAGAUUUAAUUCUUUAAAAUAACAUAUAUUCUGUGAACAUGUGUUUCCUGUAAAGGGAAAUCUAUAUUAAAAGUCUUCACAUAAACUGUUUUUAAGUUUUAAAUGGGCGCCCUGUUUCUGAAAUCCCCUGAUGAUGAAAGAAAACUGUAUUUGUUUGUGUUCUGAUUAUUGAAGAUACUCUGUUCAAAGGGUGAUGCCAGUUUCUUAAUCUGUUUUUUAAAGGACACUUUAUUUUAAAAUGCAGCUUCUUCUUAAUAAUUCUGCUGACAGUUAAAAAAUUGCUAAAUUUCUGUCUGUUUUGACAUUGUUGAGUUUAUUCUAUUAAUAAUUGUAUUAACUUGUUUUAAUUUCUGUUAAUCAUACUGAAAUUUUGCCUUUUGACUGCUGAAGCUCUUCUGGUGGCAGUAAAGUAUUUAUUUACUGUUUAACUCCUUAACAUCUGCACAUUUGUCAUCAGAUUUCCUUUUGCAGUUUGUACUUUCAGAGGAGUUUCAUUCAGUUCAACUCUUAAUAUAAAGUGAGGCGCAUUUCUUUGCACUUAGCUUAUUUGGGUUUAAAUAACUUCAUCUUUUGUGUUCUUUUCUCUUAGUGUAUUUUUGUGUUUGAAUUGUACAACUGUUUUUUGUUUAUCUAAUAAAAUUUUUAAACCUGA